Messenger RNA from Erinaceus europaeus (western European hedgehog), 6700 nucleotides. RefSeq names its product zinc finger protein 24 (gene ZNF24). Gene Ontology annotation, biological process: regulation of transcription by RNA polymerase II. The coding region runs from base 471 to 1577 and encodes 368 amino acids. The record is from RefSeq and is a predicted model, not a curated record. The transcript is spliced from 4 exons. NCBI's taxonomy places the organism in Eukaryota, Metazoa, Chordata, Mammalia, Eulipotyphla, Erinaceidae. Gene Ontology annotation, molecular function: DNA-binding transcription factor activity, RNA polymerase II-specific; RNA polymerase II cis-regulatory region sequence-specific DNA binding.
UUCAGGGUCCCAACUGCAGAAUCUCGGGACAGCCAUCCUGGGAGUCUCUGUCAUGCCCCACGAGCAGGGUUCCCUGGAGUAGUGAGAAGGGAAGAGAAGUGGAGGUGGGGGGGGGGGGCGUCCCUGAAAUGGACCAGAGCAAACUCAAGCAAAGUCGCUAUUCAUUCGCCAGAGAACUUAAACUUGGUCUCCUAGCCUUCGUCUUGAUAGACUUGCAGAAAACCUUUUAGUAAAUUUGCACAAUUUGGACCCUUACUAUAAGUAGUCCCUUGUGACUCAUUCCUAAUGUGGCAUGAACAGUGCCAUGGGCAUGACUGUGCAAUACUAAGACCGGGAUCAAAGAUGGCACAAGAUUUUCCCGGAGGCUUGGAAAACUUGAGUCAUGCAAUGGGUAUCUAAAGAGAAAGAGGUCUUUCCCUGAGGUCUGUCCCCUGCCUUGAUUUCCUCUCCUUGGAGUAUCAUACAUCAGAAUGUCUGCACAGUCAGUGGAAGAAGAUUCAAUACUUAUUAUCCCAACUCCAGAUGAAGAGGAAAAAAUUCUGAGAGUAAAGUUGGAAGAGGACCCUGAUGUUGAAGAGGGAUCAAGUAUCCCCUGGAAUCACCUCCCUGAACCAGAGGUUUUCCGACAGCGAUUCAGGCAGUUUGGAUACCAGGACUCACCAGGGCCCCGUGAAGCUGUGAGCCAGCUUCGAGAACUUUGUCGUCUGUGGCUCAGACCAGAGACACACACAAAAGAACAAAUCUUGGAGCUGGUAGUGCUGGAGCAGUUUGUUGCCAUCCUACCCAAGGAGCUGCAGACGUGGGUUCGAGAGCAUCAUCCAGAGAAUGGAGAGGAGGCAGUGACAGUCCUAGAGGACUUAGAGAGUGAACUCGAUGACCCUGGGCAGCCGGUUUCUCUCCGCCGACGAAAACGGGAAGUUUUAGUAGAGGAGAUAGUCUCUCAGGAAGAAACUCCGGAGUUACCAAAUUCUGAGCUUGAUGCAGUGGAAAACCAGCUCAAGUGGGCAUCCUGGGAACUGCAUUCACUCAGGCACUGUGAUGAUGAAGCUAGGACUGAAAAUGGAACUCUAGCUCCAACGCAGGAGAUCCCUUUGGCAGUAGAAUCUCAUGAAGUUCCUGGAACUCUGAAUAUAGAUGUUCCUCAGAUUUUUAAAUACGGAGAAACCUGUUUUCCCAAGGGCAGAUUUGAAAGAAAGAGAAAUCCCUCUCGAAAGAAACAACAUAUAUGUGAUGAAUGUGGAAAACACUUCAGUCAGGGCUCAGCCCUGAUUCUUCAUCAAAGAAUCCACAGUGGGGAGAAACCGUAUGGAUGUGUUGAAUGUGGGAAAGCAUUCAGCAGAAGUUCCAUUCUUGUGCAGCAUCAGAGAGUCCAUACUGGAGAAAAACCUUACAAAUGUCUUGAAUGUGGAAAAGCCUUUAGCCAGAAUUCUGGGCUCAUUAACCAUCAGAGAAUCCAUACUGGGGAGAAACCUUAUGAAUGCGUUCAGUGUGGGAAAUCCUAUAGUCAAAGCUCAAAUCUUUUUAGACAUCAACGAAGACACAAUGCAGAAAAACUUCUGAAUGUUGUGAAAGUCUAGGAGGUUUUUGUUUUGUUUUGGUUUAUAAAUCAGCACUCAGGUCUUUUCUUCAGAAAUGAAGAUAAAAUUAAAAAUUAUUCAUAAUAGUUUUAUUUCCCUAUAGACUGCUAGAAAAUCUAGGAAAUGUGGAAAAGUUACCAUCCACUAUUACUUUUUCUUGAGAGAAAUGGUGUCAUACCUACCUGGAAACUAAAAUUUUAAACUUAUUCAGGUGUUAAUACCUAAAGCUCCCAUGUGAUGUUUAUAUUCUUGCUAUUUGUUCCAGAUAAUGAACUAUCUUAUUCUUUGUCCCAUUCUUAAAAGUUACCUUUGUAGACCAAUACACUAUUUCUGUGUUGCUCACUGACAUGUUCUUGUCAAGGAUACAUUCCCUUUUACACUAGAAAUUACAAAGUCAGAAAAAUAAGACUCGUUUUAAAAUGUACCCUUCUGUUCCCUUUUACCAAGUUUGAACACACACAUUUCAGAAAAUGGAAGAUAAAUGUUGUCUAAAAGCUCAACUAAGAAGUGGUAUUGAUUAAAUAUCAGAAAAUGAGUGGGGUGCCCAGAUCGGGGAAGAUAAGCAAGUCUUUGUCCCAGAAUUGAAACUUACCUGGUGUGAUUUUCUGCCUCCAGAAAACUCGAACUUAGUGCAUCCUCUCUGCAAUUUGAAGGAAUCUCACAGCUGAAAAUAUUCUCCCCAGCACUAUUAGAAAUUGAACAGCCAAAACAACCAUAAAACAAACUAGAAGUAUGACACAAGGGAAAAAUUGUAGUGAAUAGCACUCAUGAAAGGCAAAUGCAGACCUACGAGUAAUGGUCUAUCUUGGCUUUCCAAAAAGACUUGAAGGUCUAAUUUAUUGUUAUUUGCCUUAAUUUUUGUUAAGGACAAAAAACAUUCCUGAUAGGUGAGCAGCAAGUAUCAGGUUUGUUAUUUGAUUCCUUUGGUACAAAAGGGAUGAACAGCAGGCUAGCAAAGCAGUCGUGCAUUGAUUAUUAAUAUUUUCUCACGACAAAGACACUGUGCUAGGUACUGUAACUACUAUAAGUAGGUAGGUAUUUCUUCCACUGUAAGUCAUUGGAGGUGUGGUACAAAACUGUUCGCACGUGUUAGGCUUUUCCUGUAUCUAAGCCGUCCUGGGUGAGGUCACCUCUGAGGUUCUCUGACCAGGGUGUUCUGUUCCGGGGAAAGAAAGACUCAGUUUAAAGAGCUAGCCAGCCAGGCUCACAUUGCUCAGAGUUGAAUCCAAGAUGUCCUUUCUCUUAACCACAUUUUGGAGGUUUGUGAGUCUAUAAAAACUAACCAACUUUUAGUAGCGUUGAGGUUAUACUUAUAUGUUGAGUUGAAUGGACUGUUCUAUUUUAAAAAUAACUAGGUUAUUAACUAGUUUAUUAACUAUCAGGAUUAAUUGAACUAUUUCUUUUUUAAUUUUCAGUCUUUUUUUAAAUGUAUAAAAGUAAUACAUUGUAGUAGUAGGAUUAUAUACUCCUUGGCUGAGAAUCCCAGGUACUGUGGUUCUAAUAUUUAGUGGAAAACUCUGGAAGUUAAAAUGCAGAACAUGAGAAAAAGCUUUUUUUUAUACUGGGCAUUGUAUGAAAAAUGACCCAUGUAUAUACACAUUAUUUCAUAGUUCCAGAGAUUGUGGUGACAUCAGGUGCUUGGAUCAAAUUUAAAAAAUGGAAGGUGAGAUUUGCAUGAGCCUUUUAAAAGGUGCAGUAAUAAAUGCAAAGCCAGCUGGUAAAGUAAGGCAGGAUGGAGCUUGUUUAUAGAUUUCUGAUAACAAUUCUAAGAAAUGUGCUUUAUAGAUUAAGAUUUAUUGAAGUAUAAAUAUGUAGUAAUGUUAUAAUGUAUUUUAAGUUAUACAAGAAUAUGUAGGGACUUUCAUUUGGGUCUUUUUCUCUUUGUGGCUGAGAGACACAACUCAGUGUCCAAUAAAGCUAUAAACUCCUCCACUCUAAAGUAAAAUAAUCCUGGGUUGAUUGGAUUAUUUAUAACAGUCUUCUUUCCCAAGUAGGUUUUGAGGCGGCAUAUUUGAAAUUGUGCUGAUAGAUUGUAUCAGAGUAGGUGGUAAAGCUAAUCUCUUUGUGGCUGGAAGUCUAUACUUUUUAAGAUCUUGCAUCUUCCCUGUCUACAGAGAAACUUCCCCUCUGCUUGAUUUGUUAAAAAUGCCAAAGAUGUUUGGUAUGAUGUCAGAGCUUAGAGCAAGUAGUACUAGAGUUGGCUGUAUGUGUUUAUCUUAGUCCGCUCUAAUACUUGUGCGUUGUUUAGAAAGGAUUCCAAAGUUAAAGCACAGCAUUGUGGGGAAAGUGAGCCAGACCCAGAAAAUCUGGAUAAUGGUAUACAGGAAGAAGUAGUGUACUAGCUUAGUUUGACUCAGUCCCCACUUAGCAUACUGGUUUAAAAUAACUCCUGUGACUUAUUUCACUGAGAUUCAUUUUAUCCACAUACAUAAUCAUAGCAGUGGGGAUGGGUAGCUGGCUAGCUGGCCUCUGAAGUAAUCUGAGUGUCAGGCCUCAGACUAGCAAAGUAGUAAUCAUCAUAAAUUGCAUGCACACUGCUGAUACCUGCCCAGCAGCCACUGGGUUUUGUUCAUUACGACUACAUUUUCACUUGAUUUCCUUGGAGACUAGGCUCUCCCCACAUUUGCAGCCAGUUAGUUGGUUCUUGAUCAUUUAACAGUAUGUCUGUCAUUUAUAUAAGUUGAAGAGGUUAUCUAUACUAAAGUAAUCUGCAUGUCAGACAUUGGAUUAUACCUCUCCCACUUAGAUUUGUAGACUAGGAAGUAAGAUUCAGAGAUUGUGUGACUUGCAUGUGGCCAAUUAGAAGACUCAACCAGUUCUGUGAAAUCCAGAGGUAUAUAUUUUUUUCACUAUUCCAUGAGUGAUGGCUGUUAAAUCUUGAUCAGUAAAUUUUAUGCUUUUAUCUUUUGUGGUUAACAAAUGUGAAAGCCAUUGUCCAUGCUUGUUUGAAUUUUGUACUGUCAGUACAGAAGUAUAAAAUGAAAAAGGACAUUCCUUCUCACAGUCUUAAGUGAUAAUUAUUUGAUUUGUAUUCUUUCAGACUUAGGCAUAUACAUAUUUAAGCAAAAAAUGUGUUAAUAGCUAACACUUGCAGUCACUGUAUCCGGGCACUGUUUGAAGCGCUUUACCGUGGCUUAACUUUUCAUUCUCACAGAGAUCAUAUGAGGUAGGUACAUAGCCCUGUUUUACAUGUGCUACACUGAAACUUUAUUCCCCCUUCAGUGUUGACAUUGUUUUUCAUCGGUUUCCUAUUCCAUUGCAUGAAUAUACUGUUGUUUAUUUGACCAGCUCCUUGUUGAUAGCUGAUUUGGGUCACUCAGUUUUACUCUAUAGAGAGAUUAUAGCUGGCAUUCUAGUACAUAGAAUUUGCUGUGCUUUGUGGGUAUUUUUGUAGGAUAACUAACUGGAAGCAGAUUUAUUGGGUCAGAGAAGGAGCACAUUUAACAUUAUGAGAAACACCAUCAGAAAUAUCAUACCGAUAUACAACUCUAUCAAUAGUUUUAAGAGUGUUUGCCCUCACUCACAACCCUGAGUCCUGAAAUAUUUUUACCAAUCUGAUGUGCAAGUGUAUCUUUGUUUGAUACUAAUAAGAAGCAUCUUUUCAUGUGUUUUACCAUUAGCACCUGCUGUUUGUGAGCUUCUACUUUUACACUGUACAAAACUCGAGUGAUGCACAAGUAUGAUGGUAAAGAGAAGCCCUUUUCUCCACUACCUUCACUUCCAUUCUUUGUGCCUGUAGGCUACUUCCUGUACAUCCUUCUUGUGCCCUUUGUGCAUCUCUCGGUGUGCUGUGCAUACAUGUAUAAAUGUAAUUGUAUGUGUUACAGUUUCCUUUUGUUUGUUUUGUCAUGCUGCCAGGGUUUUCAUGCCUGCAUGAUUCCCCUGCUUCAGGCAACUUUUUUUUUUUUUUUCUUUAAUAAGGAAGGUAAGGACGAAGGAAGGUGAGAACGCCAAAAGAAAUUCCACAACACUUACAUUGCUACUGCAGGUGCUCCCAUGUGGUGGCCAGAGACUUGAAGCUAGGUCCUAGAGUGUGAUGGAGUGUGCAGUCUGCUAGGUAAUCCAGCUCAUGGCACUCUACAGCUUCCUUUUUGUUUAUUUAUUUAUUUAUUUUGUCUUAAAAACUAUGCUGAAAGUCUUUACAUUUCUUGAAUGGUAGAAUGGAAUUCAGUACCAUGAAAAUGCCAUUAUUUAUUUGCUUGCUUUCCCUUGCUGUUGGUAUUGCCAAAGCAAACAUCUUUCUUCAUGUCUUUGUUCUGGUUGUUAGUACUUCCUUAGGAUGGAGCUGUAAGUGGACUGAUGAGUCAAAGGGUGUGCUGUCUGGUAAACCCACCUUAACUUGCGUCAUAGCUUUAUUUUCACCAACUAUACAGAAAGUGCUUACCUUCCCUUGACAAUUUUUUUUUUUUUAAUCUGAUGGGCAAGAAAAGAAUCCUUUUGCAUUUCCCUGGUUAAUGGUGAAGUUAAGGUCAUUGUCAUGUCUAUUGGCCAUAUAUUGUUUUGCCAUGGGUUGUUCAUAUCUAUUGGGUUCUGUGUGGAUAUAUGUUUGUUUGUUAAGCAUCUCUUUUCUGGUCUUCUGGUAACAGCCCUUAUUUAUUGUGAGAACCCAUUCCUUGUGGAGGUGAGUGCAUAACCAGGCCUGGCCUUCUUGAGUCUCACAGCCCCUUAGCCACAGUGAUUAAAAAUAAAGAAUGGGCAUGUAACUCAAGCCAGGCUAACUAGAGCCUUCCACAGGACUUCUGCUGGAACUCUUGAAAAGAAGGCUCUGUGGAGAUACCAGGAAAUAAGGACUGUAAGCCUGAAUUUGUGUUUUGUGGAGAAAGCCUACCUGAGGAGAAACUUAGAUGCUAGCAGAAAGGAAAGAGAACUAAGUUGAGAUGUCACUUUUCUGGAGGCCCUAGAUCCAGCUGUGCCUAAAGCCUGCCCUACCUCUGGACUUUAAAGAUUUGUGAGCCAAUAAAGUCCCUUUCUUGUUUAAGAUAAUUGAAUUGGGUUUCUGUCCUAAUUAAUAUAGCUUGUUUGUAUUUUCUUAUUGAUUUGUAGAAAGCCUUUGUAAUUUCAAAUUCUAGACUGAUAACUUUAUGAACUAUAUAGAGGUUAAUAAAAUUAGCAUGGCCUUCCAU